AUGGCUACUGCUGUCCAGCAACCCGACGCGUCGUCGUCGUCCGAACCCCUUGCCGGCCCCUCGGCCGCCGCCGUCUUCAAGCGUCUCCACCCGGACCAGUACCUCACCCGCUUCCUCGACCAGGGAUACCGCCCGGACGGACGCCGUCUCGAUGCAUGGCGCGACGUCAGCGUCAACGUCGGCUCCAUUGCCACUGCGGACGGUUCGGCGCUCGUGCGUAUGGGCGACACGACGAUGGUGUGUGGUGUCAAGGCGGAGAUUGCCGAGCCAAGUGGUUCGGCGCCGGAUGAGGGCUUUGUCGUGCCCAACAUCGACCUCCCUGCUCUCUGCUCGCCCAAGUUCAAGCCUGGACCGCCUGUCGACGAGGCCCAGGCCAUGUCCAACUGGCUCAACGACUUGCUUGUCUCCUCGAGGACACUGCCCCCGACCUCGCUCGUGAUCGCACCAGGCAAGGCCGCGUGGUCCAUCUACAUUGACGUCGUGUGCAUCAACUAUGACGGAAACGCGUACGAUGCCGCUGUGCUCGCGGUUAUGGCUGCGUUGAGGAAUACCCGCCUCCCGCGCGCGACCUACAGCGACGAGACGAUGCAGACCACCUGUGACGCGAGUGACAAGUUCCCCUUGCCUCUCGGCCGCAUCCCUCUGGCAUGCUCGUUUGGUAUUUUCCAGUCCAGCCACGUCCUCCCGGACCCCACUGCCUUUGAGCAGCCGCUCCUCCCCACAACCAUAACUGUUGCUCUUGACGAGGAGGGCCGCGCAUGCGGUGUGCGUCACGAGGGCCUUGGCGGUGUGGCAGGCAAGUCGGGUGCCAGCGUGCUGGACGAGGCAUGGUCGGCGGCCGAGGCGCGUGCCAAGGAGCUGCGCCAUGUACUCGAGGAGCAGUCGUAG
Messenger RNA from Apiotrichum porosum, 888 nucleotides. RefSeq lists its product as uncharacterized. Gene Ontology annotation, cellular component: nuclear exosome (RNase complex); cytoplasmic exosome (RNase complex). The record is from RefSeq and is a predicted model, not a curated record. Lineage: Eukaryota; Fungi; Basidiomycota; Tremellomycetes; Trichosporonales; Trichosporonaceae. The transcript is spliced from 6 exons. The coding region runs from base 1 to 888 and encodes 295 amino acids. Gene Ontology annotation, biological process: TRAMP-dependent tRNA surveillance pathway; exonucleolytic trimming to generate mature 3'-end of 5.8S rRNA from tricistronic rRNA transcript (SSU-rRNA, 5.8S rRNA, LSU-rRNA); nuclear mRNA surveillance.